UUCAUUCGAGUCGUCUUUGUGGGGCGAGUAGUAUCAAAAAUGUGGAGGUCCGACCAAACAGAGUUCCGUUUAGCAGUUUUCAGAGGUAAACCAGUAUCUGUGGUGUAGAUUAACGUCUGUCGUGGGUAUAUUUCAGACUUUUUUUUGAGUUGAAGUUGCUGGUAUUGUACGAGACGAGCGGUAGAGUUGAACGGAGUUGAGUUGAGGUUUGAGUCGAGGAGGCAGCAGCAGUAGCAGCCGCGGAGGAGACGACGAGUCUACACGCACGAUCUUAUUUCUCGCUCGGAAAAUAUGUUAAAAUCGCUCCAACAUUGGUCUCCAACAUCUCCGGACUCAUGGUGAAGAGAAAGAAGAUCUCGUUCAUGGCUGAGGAGCUGGAAAAUGGGAUGACAGUGGGCCAGCAGGCCAGUUCGGGACUCGAGGACUCGAACAAAUCCAUCCGAAACCCUGAAGGAAGCUGCGAGGGAGAGGAGAGCGCCGCGCGGACACCGAGCACCGAGCAGCCGAGCACAAAGAGGGACACCGACCGAACGCCGAGUCCCUGCGCCUCCGCCUCGCCGCCGAACCCGCCCGUAGCGCCGCCGAACCCCGCGGGCCUGUCCUCUCCGCCCGCCGUUCACGACCAGCACCACUUCCUCCGCUCCAGCGUGCGUCCCCCGAGCAAACGGAUCCGCAAAGACGGGCCCGCGGUAAACGGACACAGCAGCACGAAGAGCAAAGGGAGUGAUGCCGUUCCUGCUGUGUCUGCAUCAGGCCCUGCAGGCUCUGGCGGAGGCGCUACAGCUGGAGGGAGCUCUCGCUCUGCCCCCCGGAGCCAGGGUCCGGUGGAGAAAGAUGAAGGAGGGAAUCAGAAGCGUGCACGCAGACAGUGGGAGUCGUGGAGCACCGAGGACAAGAACUCAUUCUUUGAAGGACUUUAUGAGCAUGGAAAGGACUUUGAAGCCAUACAGAACAACAUUGCUCUGAAGUAUAAGAAAAAAGCCAAACCUGCUAGUAUGGUGAAGAACAAGGAGCAGGUUCGUCACUUCUACUAUAGAACCUGGCACAAGAUCUCCAAGCACAUCGAUUUCAACAACGCGUAUUCCCGCGUGCUGAAGAAAUCCUCACAGGAACUCUAUGGACUCAUAUGUUACGCCGAGCUCAGGAAGAAGGUCGGAGGCUUGAUGGAUGACAAGAAUGUGGCCAAACUGAACGAACUCAUCAUGCAAGGGGCCACCACGGUUCGCUCUAAAGGCAGGAACCUGAGGAUCAAAGCCCCCAUGUGUCGUGCACUGAAGAAACUAUGCGACCCAGAUGGUGUGAGUGACGAGGAGGACCAGAAGCCAGUUCGGUUGCCAUUGAAGGUUGCUGUGGAGCUGCAGCCACGUACUAACUACUCAUGGGCUCGUGUUCAGAGUCUAGCCCAUAAUCCUCGUCUAAGGAUGGUCGUGGAGUUGCAUAGGAAAGUGUCUAACCUUAUCGAGUUCCUGAAGCAAAAAUGGGCCGUCCAGGACCAGCGAAUUCUUAAAAGUCUAGCAGAACGAGAGGCUCUAGAAGGCGUGGUCCUGCCCGGUGAGUCAGAAGAACUGUUUCUGUAUCCAGCAGAAAGCAGCACAGUUUCCGUGUUACCUGAAGUAGCACGGGUCGUUCACUCCAAAGCCUCCUGCACUGUGCACUGGCAGGAGACAGGGCGUGGUCGACCAGGUGUUAGAGACCUGCCAACAGCCCAGAUUCUUGGGAUUCAGCCCGUCCGAGGGUUGGGAAAACCAGGCAAGAGUGCCUCUGGAGGUGGAGACGUGAAAAGAGCCGAUGGACAAGUACCUGAGAGUUCAGAAAGCAGUAACUGCGCUCUUGGGGCAGACAGCACUUUAAACACGGCCCCUAACACUACCACUCCUUCCGUCACGCCAACGUCUACAAGUCUGCCACCAUUCCCUGGACAGGAAGGUAGUGGGACUGGUACAGCUGAUUCUUUGGGAGCAUCGCAGUCCCACACGUGUUCUAGUGGAGCGAGUAAAGACACUGUCGGUCCAGUAGAACCUCCACCACCUGACCAUAGCACAGAGACUCCUCUAGGAGGUGGGGCCUCCGCAGAUGGAGCCCCUCUUCCUCCUCCUCCUCCUGAGCCUUCUGUCCGUGUUGAAGAUGGAGCUACAACUGGACGCUCGCCGCAGCAAAUCCGUGAGGAGGGCUGGAGCUCCCAGGGCUCAGAAAAUGUCACUCUAGCUGAACUCUACCUCAUGAUGGGCAAGCCUGGAAAGCUGCAGCUGGAGUAUGAUUGGCAGCCCAAGACUCGCUCUUCAGCCCUUCCCACCACUCGCAACAUGUUUCGGUGCCUCCUAAGACUCGUCUCCUCAGAGGUCAACCCCAAACCAGUUUCAGACAUGUGUUCAGUAGGGACGUCUCCUAUCAAGCUGGUUCAGGAGGAACAGUCUCUGACUCCUCCAGGCAAAACUCAGUCUUUGGGAACUCGCAGCCCCAGCUCUGGGCGACAGCCAUACACAGCACGCGCCAAGACACUGCCUAAUGCAGCCGGCACAGGCGGCCGGAAUCUGCCACGUUCUCUGUUGGUUUCUGGCAGCGACGGUGAUGGGGGCGUGUUUGCUGUUCCAACGACACUGCCACCUAACAGCUCCCGCCACUUACGGAUGUUUUCACCCAACAAGGAGGCGGAGUUGGCUUUCCGUCAGCAGCUGGACUCGAUCAGUUCAGAUAUUUUCCACAAGCCAAGAAAAAUGGGAAGGGGUCGUUCACUCAGGAAGCCACUUGUUGUGCAGAGAACGUUGUUGCCCCGAACAACAGGAGAUUCAUCCCAACACGUGUGCUCCUUCUCAAUUCUCCCCAGCUCUUCGGCUACUGGCACAGGUUCUUUUCGGCCUAUCCAAAGCCGGCUUUCAUCAUCCCGACCCCUUGCACUCAAAGCCGCUUCCACUACAAUAAAUACCGCCUCUUCUAAUCAGUUAUCCAGUGCAAUUGACCUGGCAGCAAAGUCUGCAGGCAUUAUCCCAGGAAGCCCAUGUCGAGAAGUGGAGCCCUCCACUCUGGAGACCCCGCCUCUUGAAUCAAGCCUUUUGCCACCUGAGGCUGCCACACCACCAGCACCUUCUGAGCCUGAGCCUGAGCCUGAACCUGAACCUGAGGCUGAGCCCAAUCCUGAGCUGCUGCAGCAGGAGGCAGAGGGUUCUUUGCAGAACGGGGUCCCUCCACCAUCUCCAGGGGGUGGAGAUUCCCUAUUGGCACCUCCUAGUGUUGCUUCCCUGUUGGAUAUCUCACUCCCUGGCCCUCCAGACGAAUCCCUUCCUGCUGGAGAACCUCACACUCACAUCAGUGACUCCAUUAUCGAGCUUGCCAUCAGCUCUGCACAUUAUGGUGAAGGAUCAUCUCUUUCUCCUCUCAAGCUCAAUGGGAGUGACCGGUCUAAACUUGUCCCCUCCCUCCCAGACAGUCCCAGCCACAGCUGGAUGCCAUCUCCUAUGCACGACCCCCAGUGGUACCCCAGUGACUCUAGUGACUCAACUCUAGGAUGCCUGCUCUCGAGUUUGACGUCACCAGAUAAAACCCGGAGAACUGCCCACCACCCUGCAGGGUCCUCUAGUGGUACAGCCUUACUUGGGCCGAGUUUGCUUGACAGUAACUCUCAUGAUUCUUUUCAGGCGCGUGGCCUUCCUGAUGCUGUUGAGGUGGAUAAUCAGCUGGCCUGCAUGAUGAGCGAAAACAGCGUCGACUACAUCGCCCGCUUCAACGACCUCGCCCAAGAGCUGUCAGUCUCCGAGACGAGUCUCCCUCCUCCAUGAACCCGAGGUGGAAGAGUGAAGAGAAGACGAGGAUCAGCAAGAGAGCUCCGGUCAGAAGGAGAGAAUUCUGCGAUUCACUCUGUCUGAUGUGCAAUAAAGACUGUCGUGAUCCAUGAUAAUCAGGAUCAUGCCUGUGCAUGUGUAUGGGUGAGGGUGCCUGCCCGUUAUUUUGUGGCGUGCGUUUUCUCGAGCCACAUCUGGGCCACUUUUUAAACUAAUUUGUUUACAAAGCAACCUCAUGUAUAGAAAUUUGCCAUAUCAGAACAAAUAUCGCUUCCUGUCGUUCUGUUCACUUCCUUUUGUCCGUACAAUGCGAGAGCAAACCAAGGCUGCUGCUCAGCCGUUUUUGUCUUUGUGACAUUGUUACAUCAUUGAUUGAUUAUGGACAGAUCCAGAAUGUUCUUCUGAAAAAAGCCAUAGGACCGUGUACAUAGUACACAACAUCCAUGUACAGUCUAUCUUUAUAAUCUGAUCAGCUUUGCCAAAUUGAAUUUAAGUUUCAUAACACACUGCUGGAAGCCCUCCCCCCAUUCAACCCCUAAUCAUGAAAAAUAUUAGAACUAAUUGGAAAUUCUUGCAACACUAACAAAAUGCUAAGCAAGAAUAAACUUGGCUAUAUUAGAAAAUGUAUGUUAAUCUAUUACUUCGAGACUCCCUAAAUUUAGUAAUAAAGUAAAUGAUUUCCUUACGGUUUGCUGUUUGACAUUCAACACUACCUUUUUUAUUGAAUGCAGUUUUUAUAGAAGCUGGUGAUUUAGAUUGUCGUGAGCCUUCUGUUGGUGAUGGAAAUGAAUGUUUUUAUUGUAAAUAGACCAUAACGAAUUUAAUGCAUUGACUGUGCUUUUAUAACAAACUGUAAAUUAUUUGAAUUAUUUAUUUAAUUUACAUGUUGCGAUUGUUUUUUUUGUUUUGUUUUUUAUUCAUUCAGAACCCAUCAAUGAGCUUGUUUUCAAAACAUUAAUGUAUUUGUACAAAAAGGGUUUUAUGCCACCAUGUAAAUAUAAAUUUCCCACAAAGCUGUA
Molecule: messenger RNA, 4795 nt
Organism: Silurus meridionalis
Lineage: Eukaryota; Metazoa; Chordata; Actinopteri; Siluriformes; Siluridae
Gene: cramp1
Product: cramped chromatin regulator homolog 1
Exons: 20
Coding region: 336-3773 (1145 amino acids)
Biological process (GO): pattern specification process
Cellular component (GO): nucleus
Molecular function (GO): chromatin binding
Source: RefSeq, a predicted model, not a curated record